Molecule: messenger RNA, 365 nt
Organism: Babesia bovis T2Bo
Lineage: Eukaryota; Apicomplexa; Aconoidasida; Piroplasmida; Babesiidae
Exons: 2
Coding region: 113-364 (83 amino acids)
Source: RefSeq, a predicted model, not a curated record
AAAUCACUUCAACGUGCACUACUUGGUACAACCGAUCGGCUUCUGCCAUUAAACAUUCCUUCAUGCAGCAGACCAAUUGGUGUGCAAGCAAAAAACGAGACCUUUUGGAGACAUGUACUUUGUUUUAAAUUAUAGGAGUACACAGCUAAAUGUCUCGAGUGGGAUUCGUCACAAUCUUAAUAUACUUUAUACUCGAUGCCUAUAUAUGAGCAUUUUAGUUACAACCACCGCAAAAAGGAGGCAAACAAACGCUAUAAUUGAUAUCACGAUGAAGGCAGCGUGGCUGUUUUCAAAGCUGUUUACAACGUUCAUACCGAAAAGCCCUGCAAAAUGGCAUAAAAUGAUAAGACAACUAACCGGAUAAG